This is a messenger RNA of Trichoderma aggressivum f. europaeum, 2196 nucleotides long. Its product is annotated as CAZyme family GH16. The coding region runs from base 1 to 2196 and encodes 731 amino acids. Lineage: Eukaryota; Fungi; Ascomycota; Sordariomycetes; Hypocreales; Hypocreaceae. The transcript has 4 exons. The record is from RefSeq and is a predicted model, not a curated record.
AUGGAGUACUUUUUAUCCACAACGUACGCUGGCGAGUCUCUGCUCUCCGGCUUUAACUGGUUCGAUGGGCUAGAUCCCUCUCAUGGAUUUGUUUCCUAUCAGAGUAGACAAAAUGCUCAUGCGAUGGGCUUAUACCAAGUCGAUGAUAGAACAGGAGUUGUUCGGCUAGGGGUUGACAGCACGAAUAACUAUUCCGUCUCGGAUAGGGUCUGGACGUAUGGUGACAACUGGCCGUACGACGGCGAGAUUGACAUCAUUGAAGGUGUCAACACAGCCCACACCAAUAUCAUAUCAGCCCACACGGCAGACGGAUGUAUUCAGGGCAAUGACAUCCUCGGCUUGUUCAGCGGCGAGCAAAUCAACACGGAAUGUGCGGUUGGCACUGAUAACAUUGGCUGCGGCUUUCAUCCCUCAUCUGAAGACACUUCAUCAUAUGGUGACGGGUUCAACGCUGCUCAUGGAGGUGUUUACGCCAUGCAAUGGGAUCAUGUGCAUAUUCGCAUUUGGCACUUCCCUCGUGGGUCGAUCCCGAGAGAUAUUGAGGCCAAGAGGCCCGAUCCUGACACAUGGGGACAGCCGAUUGCUAUCUUUGGGGGAUCGCAAUGCAGAGUUGACAGCUACUUUAAGAACAUGAGAUUGGUUCUCAAUAUUAGAGAAGAGCAACUCGAGACUGACCAAGAGAACCAGAACUUUUGCGGCGACUAUGGCGACGCUGUCUGGGGCAAAACAGAUCAAUGCGACGAAUUUGCCCCGACGUGCGAUGAAUACGUGGCAAGAAACCCAGAGGCCUUUACCAACGCAUACUGGGACGUGCAAUAUAUCGAUGCCUAUGAAUACCGUCCGCGUGUCCACGACCCCUGGCCAAGCUGGAACUCAACCCAGCCAAAGCCAAGCUGGAACUUGACUCUUCCUCGUCCUCGUCCGGGCCCCGACAGUGAUGAGCUUACAACGACUUUGUACAAGACAACUCGCUGGACCGAGACUGUGACGGUGUUUGCUACCGGGCAUGUUCCUCAUCGUCCCUGGGAUGGUCAAGUUCCUGCUGCGACGACUGAUGCUAUUGAACCGGUGGCAACGAGGGCACCUGUCAACCCCAUCAAGAUUAAUCACUAUUCAUACCUUGGUUGUUUCUACUCGAACAGCGGCUUUGAUACAUUCCGUGAAGUUGCUGACAGCAGAGACAUGACUCUCGAGCGGUGCGUCGAUCUAUGCAACAAGAAGACUUAUGUUGGCAUCUUCGACUCCCACUGUUUCUGCGCAGACAGCCUCGAUGCCGAAACAAUGGCGACCAAAAAGGAGGGCUUGUGCAACAAACAGUGUCCAGGAAACAACUUUGAGUUCUGCGGCGGCAUAGUUACGCCCCGGGACAUCGAUGCGCCGCGCCAGAAGUUCGUGUCAGAGACUUUGCCGCUGCAUGCACUUACAGUGUACGGCUGUGUUGAAGACGAGAAGCUGGAGGCACCGCCGGCGAUGGCUCCGGGCUCGAAUUGGACGGAGAAGGGGUGGUCUAAGACGAUUACUGAGGUGACCGAGGUGACUGUUUUCCCGGUUUCCGAGCAGGAUUCUCGUGAAAAGGGUUGGCAGUGGGGUGACAAGCAUGAAGGUGAUUAUGAAUGGAGUGGUCACAAGAGUGAGAAGAAUGAUUGGCAGCAAGAUGAAGGUGAGAAGCACAAAGAUGACAAGCACAAGGAGUUCAAUCAAAGCUUUGAUGGAGACGAUUGUGAGUGUGACGACCAGGGUGGAGGCGGACACGAUUGGAACAACCAUAAAGGUCACAAUGAGGGCGACUGGAAAGAAUCCGCUUCGUGGGACCCCAUAACGGCGGAGGAAAAGAACAAGCAAGAGAAGUCUGAGAUGUCAGAGAUUGUGAUUCCAGUGACGGAGACGGUUGUUGACUGCCCUGAGACAAAGGAAGCUGUUGUGACACCGACAUGGUUGCCGCAUGUUGAUCCGAAGCCUUGGGUUUCUUCUGACCCUCCUCCGGCAUCACCAUUACAUGACGUUGAUUCUCACGAUCCUCCUUCACACGGUGACGAUCAUGAUAAGUCUCGUCCUCCGCCUUCAACGUUCCCGGAGACGCCCGUGAGCCCACCAGUGGUGCUUGUUGCAGGAGCAUCAACAAUGUAUGCAGGAUUGGAGAAAUAUCUGGCGAUUUUGGGGUUGAGCAUACUGGUUCUUACAAUGAGAAUCUUUUAA